Molecule: messenger RNA, 654 nt
Organism: Trichophyton verrucosum HKI 0517
Lineage: Eukaryota; Fungi; Ascomycota; Eurotiomycetes; Onygenales; Arthrodermataceae
Exons: 3
Coding region: 1-654 (217 amino acids)
Source: RefSeq, a predicted model, not a curated record
AUGGACUUGGUCAUCAAGUUUCACGAGAAGAAGCUUAACUCCCUCGAGUCCCUCGACUUGUACCUCGACCUUGUCUCCAUUUUUGAUCUCGCCGGGCGAGGAACCGAUAACCGUGCUGAAGGUCCGAUCUAUAAUAUCUUCAAUGUUAAUAUUUCAAUCCGUAAGGAGACAAUCAAAGGCACUACGGAUCCUGGGCCAGAUGAAGACUCGACAAAGAAGAAGAAGAUGAUGAUGGUGAGGGGAUGGAGGAUGCGGCAUGCUUUUUAUAUGGUACAAGGGAGCCCUUCCGCUGCGCAGCCAGAGCCAGACACAACCCUGCAGUCCUCCCUUCUUUUUUUUUACGGCGACUCUUCCACCAUGCGAUAUAUCUACCUGGCUAGAUCAUCUGUGACUCCCAGAAGACGUCUUCUUCGGCCUCCAGCUCGACUUAAACCGCCGUCCUCGCACUGUGAGCAGCAAUGCUGUGAGGGCCGUGUAAACAGCGGGAAUUAUGUCAUAGGCUUGGCUGGCGAUGGGCGGUUUGACCAAUGGCUGCAAGCUGAUGGUCAGCAAGGAGGACGAGAUGUCGGAAGAGACAGCGACGGGUUAGAUGAAGGCAUAGAAGAAGGAUUGUAUGAAUGCGUCUAUAUAAGGAACGAAGAUGGUCGAAGGUAG